Molecule: messenger RNA, 1312 nt
Organism: Lindgomyces ingoldianus
Lineage: Eukaryota; Fungi; Ascomycota; Dothideomycetes; Pleosporales; Lindgomycetaceae
Exons: 2
Coding region: 110-982 (290 amino acids)
Source: RefSeq, a predicted model, not a curated record
CUCAACUGUGGUGGCCAUGCCAUUUCUUCACAACAGUCGCCAUGACAUUUAGAGCUUCUCCGCCAGACUUCCCUCCCAGACUCCUAAUUUCUAAUACCAGGCCAUUGCAAUGAUGAAAUGUGUCGUCUUUUACCUGCUUGCCUUGCUGCACCGAUCAGUUGCGCUUGAGUAUCCCAUGAUAUACAUUCAGGUGCCGACAAAAGUGGCAGCAAACACACCCAUCGAAGCUCAACUAGAUGCUGAAGUGCACAAUGGAGAUACUCAGUGGAGCAGCACGUUUCGCGUAUAUUUGGCUACUUCGGCAAAAGACGAGACGACGCCUAACUUCUUUCACUCAGAUUGCUAUUUAAUUCACGAGCACACUCUUUGCGAUGAAUCGGUAGUCAUUGCAGACGACUACGUGCUGUUCAAGAACACGUCCUUCUCAGUUACCAUUCCCGCCAACAUCGGCCCAUCCGGAAAUCAUUAUGUCCUCGUGGCACAGAUAUUGCAGACUGACGGCUCAUACUACGGCGCAUCCCUCGAGUCGAACGUCUUCAGUCUAUCAGGAGGUACCGGAUACUGGGGUCACUACCAGCUUCAAGGAUAUACGCUGUGGGGAGACGACGGCACGCCUUGUACGGGCUAUGCCUGCGUUCGCAAUUGCUCGGACACGGCAUAUGAAAGUUCCAAGGCAGGCCAAGGGAAUGGCACCAUCCAAUACCAGGACUGCGCCAAUUCUUGUCCUAAUGUGACCAUCAAUUUUGAAAGCUCGACGCGUGGUGGGCAGCCCACAGCGGAGCUCACAAAGCCGACGUCUUGUUCAACCCAGCCAUUGGUUUCUUCAACGGCCCGGACAACAAGUUCGGGCCCUCUUUCUACGCCUACACGAGCGCGAAGUGCCGCCGCUGCAGUUGGGACGAAUGCCUCGUCAGUCAUGGACCGUCGAUCACCGUGCUACGUCGGAUUCGUAUCGCUUGUUGGUUAUAUUCUGAUUGGCUGAAGCUUGCUCCCAGAAUCUGUCUGUCACUGCUUUGAGGUGUUCGCAAUACGUACUCAAGGCGUUUUCUAACUUGAAAAUUGUGCGACCUUCCAUGUCACACAAGGCAAGGUAUGGGAAUGUAGAUCAACGAUCUCGGUGGUACCUUUCUCAACAUGAGCUGGCUACCACUGCUCAAGACUUGUUCCAUUGCGUAAGACGCUGCUGAACUGAAAUAGAUUUCACCAAUACUGUAGCAGGAGUUCGCAUCAAGAUCGUCCUCGGUUUCGCCCGCCGCGGCUAUCUGAGUCUUGACGCGAGGUGUAUAGUAUGUACAACCGAAUACAAAACGCG